Messenger RNA from Periophthalmus magnuspinnatus, 1072 nucleotides. RefSeq names its product caspase-7-like. Bases 135 to 995 code for a protein of 286 amino acids. NCBI's taxonomy places the organism in Eukaryota, Metazoa, Chordata, Actinopteri, Gobiiformes, Gobiidae. Gene Ontology annotation, biological process: positive regulation of apoptotic process; neuron differentiation; apoptotic process. The record is from RefSeq and is a predicted model, not a curated record. Gene Ontology annotation, cellular component: cytoplasm. The transcript has 8 exons.
UCAUAUCUCUGGCUUUUGAUUGGUCAGUAGCACAUACCCGGCUUAGUUGUUUUCCUUUAUAUUUGCCCCCAAGUGCAUUGAAAGUCACACAACCGAGCCAUCACCUUUUUAUAACUACGCAAUAAGGGAUCAUUAUGACAGAUAAGGAGCCGAGCAAUGGGGACACAGUUGACCCAGCAAAGACUGAGGCAGAAGUGAGCAAUGUGGACACAGUGGAUGGGCCAUUAUUGUAUACAACCAAGGUGGAUCCGUACAGAUACAGAAUGGACUUCCCCCGUGCAGGAAUCUGUGUGAUCAUCAACAACAUCAACUUCCACCCAUUUCUAAGAAUGAACAAUCUAAAUGGUUGUGAUUAUGAUGCGGCCCAUGUGGGAAAUACAUUUGAGAAACUGGGAUAUAAAGUCUAUAUGUUCAGGGACAUCACCACAGGACAGAUGAAGCAGGCGCUGAAGAGUGCAUCUUUGGAGGACCAUAGUAACAGCGCAUCCUUCAUCUGUGUGAUUUUGAGCCAUGGAGAAAAAGAUGUGGUCUAUGGGACAGAUGGAUCUGUCACACUUGACGCUUUAACCAAAUAUUUUAAAGGAUGGGCAUGCCAGAGCCUCCUGGGAAAACCAAAACUGUUCUUCAUAAAUGCAUGUCGCGGAGAUAAGUCUGAUAAAGGAGCAGAUAUGGUCGACAGUGCAGAUUCCCCCAUCACAUACAGGAUCCCACUGGAGGCAGACUUCCUGUACGCCUACAGCACAUCUCCAGGAUAUUUAGCAUGGAUGCGCCCCACUGGGUCCUUUUUCAUUAAGGCGGUGUGUGAAGUGAUAGAGAAACAUGGAAACUUGGAGCUGAUGCAGAUCAUGACCAGAGUGAACGGAAUAGUGGCUCAAUGUGACAUGCCCACAAAGGAGGGGAGAUACAUAGAGAUGUAUAAGCAAAUGCCCAGCGUCACCUCCAUGUUGACCAAAGAAUUCUACUUCCCAACAUGGUUUAAGAGGCUUACACUCUAAUAUAGCUCCAUUCACACAUAAUUCCCAGUAAAUUGCUACGCGCAAAAAUUCUGUAAGACUCAGCUUUGACCCCCAUU